AUGAAAUCGUCUUUAAUCUUUUUUACAAUAACUAAACAAGUCAAUUAUGGAGAAGCCAUCUAUGUAGUCUUUAAUUUCGCCAAUUGGAGUCUGAAAGAGGCUUUUAGAAUGGAAUGUCAAAAGGUAUUGUUAAUUUUCAUUUUUACUAGAUUGAUCAAUGGAGUAAGGAAAUAGAGAUCUCCUGUCCUUAGUUCGAGUACAAAUACGUUAUAGGACAGUACGAUAACAUAUUGGAAGGAGAAAUAGUUUGGGAAGAAGGGCCAAAUAGAUCUUCUGAAAACUUGAAAUUAUUGGAAAUGAGUUUGAGCAAAAUCUAAUUCGAGGAUGUGUGGGAGAAAAGAAAUUUGAUGUUCUUCCUACUAGACAAAGAGUAAAAUAGAAAGAGGAAAAAGCAUCUGGAACAUGACAUUCUAUUAUUUGGAUAAGUGAAGGCUUUGAAUUCACCAGUUAAAUUUUCUAAUUGUUAAUUAAACUAAAAAUCAUAAUUAUACUAUAUAAAUUUACAACUUGAACCAGAUGAGAUUACCAACCCUAUAGAGAUCCAAAUCUAUAUGCAGACUCAAUUUAAAAAACGUAUUUAUAAUUAAUAGUUUCAGGUUUCAUAGAAAUUAUCUCCAAAAAUGUUAAACUUAACUUCAGAAAUUAUCCAAUCAAUAUCUGUGAAGAAAUAUUACCUGACUCUAAAUGUUACCUUCUCAAAUGA
Paramecium octaurelia is the source of this 703-nucleotide messenger RNA. The record is from the annotation of a GenBank genome assembly. Lineage: Eukaryota; Ciliophora; Oligohymenophorea; Peniculida; Parameciidae.